GGGGCCGGGGCCGCGCCAUGGCCAAGUGGGGGCAGGGGGACCCGCGCUGGAUCGUGGAGGAGCGCGCGGACGCCACCAACGUCAACAACUGGCACUGGACGGAGAGGGACGCGACCAGCUGGUCGAAGAGCAAGCUGAAGGAGGUGCUGGUGGGGCUGGUGGUGGAGGGGGAGGCCGGGCGCUGCGAGAUCAGCGACCUGAAGGAGGUGGAAGGCGAAGCGUCCUGCAACAGCCGCAAAGGGAAGCUCAUCUUCUUCUACGAGUGGAACCUGCGCCUCAGCUGGAAAGGUACAGUGAAAGAGUCUGGUGAGAAACAUAAGGGAUCUGUUGAAAUUCCUAACCUGUCAGAAGAAAAUGAGGUAGAUGAUACAGAGAUAAACAUUAGCAAAAAGAAAGGGGAAGGCGAUGUUUUGAAGGACCUUAUGAGAACUGAAGGAACCACAAAAGUCAGAGAGGCCCUGAGAGAUUACCUGAAAGCACUUAAAACAGAGUUCACCUCAGGAAUGAUUCUGCCAACAAAAACUACUGUUGGUCAGGAGCUGGCUGCUGAGGAAAACCUAAGUGGAAAAACUAAGCAAGAUUCUGUUUCACCACCGUCUUUGGAUACAGUUGGUGUAAAAAUUCCAACAGUGAAGAUACUUAUGAGAGAAAUCUUCAACUCUCCAGCAGGUGAACUUUACAGCAUCUUCACAACUAAGGAAUUGGUACAGAAGUUUUCCAAAUGUCCUGCUGUGAUUGAAGCAGAGAAAGGAGGCAAACUUCAGAUGUUUAAUGGCUGUGUCAGUGGUGAAUAUACAGAAUUGGUCCCAAGCCAAAGAAUUGUCCUGAAGUGGAGGUGUAGAAACUGGCCUGAUGAACAUUAUGCAAUGGUUGCCUUGAAUUUCAAAGAUAUGGCUGCUCAAACAGAACUGGAGUUAGAGUGCAAAGGAGUGCCUGUCUCUAAUGAAGAUAGUACAAGACAAUGUUGGAAGAACCAGUAUUUUGAAGAAAUACAUAUUUUACUGCAGCAAUCCAAAGACAAUAUGGAAUGACAACAGCACUGUAGUUUUCUUAGGGCAUUGCUUUUUUAUACUUUGUUAACAUUUUGUUUUUUAAAAGAAGUAAUUUAUUUGUGGGAAGAAUAAAGACCCACUUCUAUGAUACUGUAAAUAAUUUAAGCAUUAUUUAAGGAAUUUUAGUGAAUGAGGUGGGCAAGUAAGUCAGACUGUGUACAUAAACAGCUUCAUUUGGGGAAACUGAUCUCUCUUCUUGCAACUUAACUUGAGAGAGUAAUUAUGAUUCAGUUGCAGUCAAGUACUACCCACAUAGGUAGAUAAGCAGCAUGAAUCAAUAGCAUUUGCAGUUCUUUAAUAUUCAGUGUAUCAAGUCACAAAAUUAAGUUCCUCUAGGAGACGGGGUUCCCACCAGAGGCGAACUGAAAGGGAUUAUAAAACUGCUGAUAUUAGAGCUUUCAAGAAACAUGGUAGGGAUACGGUUUACAGCCUCUUUAAAUAGUACUUAAAGCAAUCUUAACUGCAUACUGAAUUUGUUUCUAAUGCUGUAGACAGUUUUAGGGGAAAGAAAAUAAACCAUGCCAUGUAAUUCUGGUUGGCAUGACAGUUACCACUGUUAAAUCUGCAUGCACUGGACUCCAUUUCCUGACUUCAGUGUGAAAUUUAUUUUGGAAGAAACAAAUGGUAAUAGUAAUAAUACUUUCUUUUUGCAAUUCUGUAUACCUUCCACUUGCAUAAUUUAUGGCCCUUGGCAAUUCUGUAGCUCAAAUGAAAGUAGGCAACUGUUUGUUACAGAUAUUUGGGGUAUUGAAAGUAAAGGAUUGUUACUUUUAAUGAAACCACGUUGAGGUUAGCAAGGAUAACUUAAUUCUCAAAUGCUUUAUAAAAAGGGUAUUAAGUAUGAAAUUUGAAGCAAAUUGACCAAAAAAGGCCAAAAUGCCUCUGGAAAACCUGGCUGGCUCAAUAAAAUCUCUGAUUUUA
Molecule: messenger RNA, 1973 nt
Organism: Apus apus (common swift)
Lineage: Eukaryota; Metazoa; Chordata; Aves; Apodiformes; Apodidae
Product: activator of 90 kDa heat shock protein ATPase homolog 2-like
Exons: 9
Coding region: 18-1031 (337 amino acids)
Biological process (GO): protein folding; positive regulation of ATP-dependent activity
Cellular component (GO): cytosol
Molecular function (GO): ATPase activator activity; protein-folding chaperone binding
Source: RefSeq, a predicted model, not a curated record